Molecule: messenger RNA, 456 nt
Organism: Truncatella angustata
Lineage: Eukaryota; Fungi; Ascomycota; Sordariomycetes; Amphisphaeriales; Sporocadaceae
Exons: 3
Coding region: 121-363 (80 amino acids)
Source: RefSeq, a predicted model, not a curated record
GAAGGAUCGCGGCCGUCGUUAAUUGAAUUAUACGCCUUGAUAUCAAUCUAGCCCCCAACGACCUUAAAGAUCGUCGGUGACGUCCCCACAUGGAAACAAUGAGGAACAGGCAAAUGACGGAUGAGAUUGCGCGCUACUCCGCUCAGCCUCUUUCCUAGUCUUUAUUUAUUAGACACAGUACGACUAGGACCUCAUGAUUACAGAACUACGAGAAACCGCGCACUUCGUGCUGCAGCAGUGCUAGACGUCAGCAUCGUUUCCCAUAUGAAGCAUAUCCAGCGCCAAUGUUGGAAGAUGUUAGAUGUGUCUUGUUUGGGAGGCUCAGGUCACGUUCAUAUUGGCUAUCAUUGUUUAAUGCUUUAAGUUGUCGAAAGCCGUACGAUGAAGAACUAGUCCUCUCUAUCGGGCUUAAGCCGGGCCACCGGGGACGGUCAGGGAUAAGGGAGAGUCUAAUUA